Messenger RNA from Ahaetulla prasina, 1776 nucleotides. Its product is annotated as vomeronasal type-2 receptor 26-like. Lineage: Eukaryota; Metazoa; Chordata; Lepidosauria; Squamata; Colubridae. Gene Ontology annotation, cellular component: membrane. The transcript has 5 exons. Gene Ontology annotation, biological process: G protein-coupled receptor signaling pathway. The record is from RefSeq and is a predicted model, not a curated record. Gene Ontology annotation, molecular function: G protein-coupled receptor activity. Bases 1 to 1776 code for a protein of 591 amino acids.
AUGACUGGGCUGCCUCUCCUGCUGUUGCUCUUCUGGCUCCUGCCUCCAAUUGUUGCUAAGAGGAUGCAAACUGUAUGUGUGUUGAAAAACCCUUUCCAGAAGCAGGAUGACUGGAAUUAUUACAGGCCUGGGGAUCUGAUUAUUGGGGGGAAUUUACCCCUGGCAGCUUUCAUGUUCUCCAAAGGCCCAGAUUUUCAAAAUGACCCAUUCCUCCUUACUGAUCAAUUCUUACUCACACCCAAGAACUUCCAGAAGUUCCUGGCCUUGAUGUUUGCAGUGAAAGAAGUCAACAAGGAUCUGGAUCUCCUCCCCAACAUCACCCUUGGCUUCCACAUCUAUGAAAAUCACCAGACGGAGAGGAAUUGUUCUUUAUUCAGCCUCUCCCUGCUCUCCACACGAGGUCAAAUGGUUCCAGGUUAUAAAUGUGACCGGGAGGACCCUCUGCUCUCAGUCAUUGGUGGUGACAACUCCAAAUCCUCAAGGCUGAUGGCCUCCAUCUUCAGCAUCUUCAAGGUCCCACAACUUCUUCCCUAUUUGAGGAAGGUCCAGUUCAACAACAAUGCUGGAGAUGAGACCUCCUUCUCAGAAAACGGACUGGGAUCUGCACGUUAUGAUCUUCUCAAUUGGGUUCUCCUCCCCAAUUUAUCUUUUAUCCCUGUGAAAGUCGGACAGAUAGAUCCUGGGGCUCCCCCCGGCCAAGAUUUCGCCAUCAACUCUGAUGCAAUUGUCUGGGCAAGAAAGAAGGUGCCCUUUGCCAGGUGUGGCAUGAAGAGGUGCCAGGCAGGAGAGAGGAGAAGAGUUCCAGAGGGUGAGCAGGUUUGCUGCUACCAAUGUUCCCCUUGUCCAGAAGGGACCAUUUCUAAUCACACAGAUGCAGCUUCCUGUGAUCCCUGCCCAGAAGACCAUUACUCCAACAAGGACAAGGAGCACUGCAUUGCCAAGAAGCUCCACUUCCUUGCCUAUCAAGACCCCCUGGGAUACCCUUUAGUUUCUCUCACUCUUUCUCUCUCUGUGAUCACAGUAGCAGUUCUGGCAAUUUUCCUUAAACAUCGUGACACACCGAUUGUCAAGGCCAACAACCGAGAUCUCACCUACCUCCUCCUGAUAUCCCUCCUGCUCUGCUUCCUCUGCUCCUUCCUCUUCAUUGGUCAACCUGGGAAGCUCACCUGUCUCUUCCGACAAGCUGCCUUUGCCAUUCUCUUUUCCCUGGCGGUUUCCUCUGUGUUGGCAAAAACUGUCAUGGUGGUUCUGGCCUUCAUGGCCACCAAGCCAGGGAACAAGACAAGGAAACUCUUAGGAAAACCACUCACCAACUCCAUUGUCAUAGCCUGUCCCCUGGUCCAAGCCCUUCUUUGUGCCACCUGGCUGGGAACCUCUCCUCCGUUUCCUAGCUGGGACUUUCACUCCUUGUUUGGAGAGACCAUCUUGGAAUGCAAGGAAGGCUCAGAUUUAAUGUUUUACGUUGUCCUUGCCUACCUAGGUUUUUUGGCCUUCAUCAGUUUCACAGUGGCCUUUCUGGCUAGGAAAUUGCCUGACAGCUUUAACGAAGCCAAGUUCAUUACUUUCAGCAUGCUGGUCUUUUGCAGUGUUUGGAUCACUUUCCUCCCCACCUACCUGAGCACCAAAGGGAAGUCCAUGGUGGCUGUGGAGAUCUUCUCCAUUUUGGCCUCUGGAACUGCUCUCUUGGCUUGUAUCUUUUUCCCCAAAUGUUACAUUAUCCUACUGAGGCCCAAUCUGAAUUGCAGAGAGAAUAUCAUAAGGCACAAGAACCUCUGA